Molecule: messenger RNA, 1101 nt
Organism: Thyridium curvatum
Lineage: Eukaryota; Fungi; Ascomycota; Sordariomycetes; Thyridiales; Thyridiaceae
Exons: 1
Coding region: 1-1101 (366 amino acids)
Cellular component (GO): mitochondrion
Molecular function (GO): maleylacetate reductase activity; alcohol dehydrogenase (NAD+) activity; metal ion binding
Source: RefSeq, a predicted model, not a curated record
AUGGACAUGGACUCGUUCGUAUACACCGCCAGCCCGGCGCGGGUCAUCUUCGGCAGCGGCACCGUCGCCAAGCUGCCCGAGGAGCUCGCCCGGCUGGGCCUCUCGCGGCCCCUGCUGCUCUCCACGCCGUACCAGACGGCGCAGGCCGACGAGCUGGAGCGCAUCCUCCUCGCGGACGACGCGGGGCGCGGCAUCGCGCCGGCGGGCCUCUUCGCCGAGGCGACGAUGCACACGCCCGUCGCCGUGACGGAGCGCGCCGUCGAGGCAGCCCGCGCCGCGGGCGCGGACUGCCUCGUCUCCGUCGGCGGCGGCAGCACCAUCGGCCUCGGCAAGGCCGUCAGCGUGCGCACGGGGCUCUACCACGUCGCCGUGCCGACGACCUACGCCGGCAGCGAGGUGACGCCCAUCCUGGGCGAGACGGCCGACGGGCGCAAGGUCACGCGGUCGGCGCCCGAGAUCCGGCCCGGCACCGUCAUCUACGACGUCGACCUGACGCUGACCCUGCCCGCCGGGCUGACGGCGACGAGCGGCGUCAACGCCGUCGCGCACGCCGUCGAGGCGCUGUACGCGCAGAACGGCAACCCCGUCGUCGGCCUGCUGGCGCAGGAAGGGGUCCGUGCGCUGUCCUCGAGCCUGCCCGGCCUCGCCGCAGACCCGGCCUCGCGGCCGCUGCGGGCGGCGGCGCUGUACGGCGCCUGGCUGUGCGGCACGUGCCUCGGCAGCGUGGGCAUGUCGCUGCACCACAAGCUCUGCCACACGCUGGGCGGCAGCUUCGGCCUGCCGCACGCCGAGACGCACACCAUCGUGCUGCCGCACGCGCUGGCGUACAACCUGCCCCGAAUCCCUGCCGCGGCGCAGAAGCUGGCCGAGGCGCUGCCCGGCAGCGAGGGGGACGCCAUCCGCGGGCUGAACCUGCUGCUGGACAGGCUGGGCGUGGAGCGCAGCCUGGCGGCGUUCGGGAUGAAGGAGGCCGACAUCGACCGGGCCGCCGAGCUGGCUGCCGGGAACCCGUACUGGAACCCGCGCGAGGUGGAGCAGAAGCUGAUCCGGGAGGUGAUCCGGAGGGCGUGGGCUGGGGAGCCUGCGAGGGCGGACCUGUGA